AUGUCUCCUCAAUCUACCACUUCGAACCAAGUUGCCGCAAGGCAGAGCUAUCGCGAUCUCUCCUUUCUGGCACUUUCAACAGUGGUACCGUUGACUGCCUUAUUCUCCAUCCUCGCUCUGUCUUUCAAAACUACCGCCUCAACCUCUUACAUCAAAGCCACCGAUAGAGGCUUUAGAACCACCGUCGUUUUCCUUCGCCCCGAUGCUCUAAAUGGUGGGCUCAGCAUCGCCCUAUAUCCACAGCAUCUAGACCUAGGUCCCAUCCAACUCACACUCGCUGGAGACGGUCUCAGCUUGGCAUCGGCCUUGAGCAUUGGGCUCCUGUGCGUUUCCGUCUGCCGCAGGGCCAAAUCGCUCCUGCUCGCGGAUUGGCAGCGCUACGGAAUUUUUCUUGUACUGGCCGUCAACGGGGUCCUUUCCUUAGCCGUGUUCAUAUCCUGUGCCGUCCGUCGAUUCAAUUCAGGCCAAUUCAAGCCCGGCUACCGGAGCCCGGUCCUUGACCACCAGACAUAUGGUCCGAGCAACCGGUAUGAUGGUGCAAUGUUUGACCUGGGGUCUUGGUCAUGCCAGCUAAGCGCAUAUGAUGCUUUAGAGGGCGGCCAAGAUGUCCUGUCUGAGCAGUGCACCAAUGAAACAGCCGCGCUAUGGAUCGGCCUGGUCUUGGCUCUGUUGGACAUCGUCAUGGCAGCGCUGGUUUGGAUAGAUUGGAAUGGAAAGAGGUUAUUGAUACGUGACUAUAAAUCGCUUAAGGAGGAAGAGGAGAUAUAUUAUAUCUGA
This is a messenger RNA of Neoarthrinium moseri, 777 nucleotides long. RefSeq lists its product as uncharacterized. The coding region runs from base 1 to 777 and encodes 258 amino acids. The transcript has 2 exons. The record is from RefSeq and is a predicted model, not a curated record. NCBI's taxonomy places the organism in Eukaryota, Fungi, Ascomycota, Sordariomycetes, Amphisphaeriales, Apiosporaceae.